AUGGCUCCGGGUGGUGAUCUGGCAGAUCUCUUGGCCAAGGUGAUCCCCACCGGCGCCGAGGUGACUGUCCGCCAUGUCUCUUCAACUCCAGCCCCUUCCACUGCUCUCUUUGCGGCUGCGCCCGGCCAGGAUGCCGAGUCAACGUUCUGCGAAAAUCAUUUCCUAUCGGUCUCAAUUGAGUCCUCCGAGCAUGAUGGAGCAGAGAUCAUCGUAUUUGGAAUGGAGGUGCUGGUCUAUAACACGGCCCACCUGACAACUAUCUUUGUUUCGAAGGCCGACUCCACCGGAUUUCUACACCUAUUGAAACUGCCACAGAAAGUCUCUGUGUUGAGACUCGUCUCAAAUACUUUUCUAUCAUAUUUAGCGCGUUCUCACCAGCGACCAGGAGUUCGCCUGGUGGUCUCCUUGUUCGCUCGUGCUCAGGAUCAAUACCUUUUCCCUGGCAGUAUCGAGAAUGCCGAGAAGCACGUCCUAGACGACCGGGGCCUGAUCAAGUGGUGGUGUCGCGCCGUCGAUCCAAUUCUUCGCGAACAUGAACCCGAGUCAGUCUCAAAGGACUCGAAAACUCACGCGACUGCUGAAGCAGCUACGGCGUCCGCCACUGCGUACUUGAUCGUACCGGGUUGCGACCGCUUCGAGACACGCAACUUUUUCCCCCCUUCUGCCAAAUCUGAUCCUCAAGAUCGGCCACGAUGGCUUGCCAGCUAUCCACUUCAGCAAAUGUGUCGCGACCCAUCAGCUCCGCCGCGCUGUCUUGUACCAAGGCUUCCGGAUGACCCUAAGACGCGAUUCCUGAUUGACCUUGAUGAUGAACUUCCCGAGCCUGCAGAGGGGGAGAAUGCACCUCCUAGUACCGGCCAGUGGAAGAGUGUCAAGUCCCUCGAUCAAUUUUGGGAGAUGAUGUCUUUCCGUCAGGAAUGCUCGGCCGGUCGGCUGGUCGGGUUCCUGUGGCUGGUUAUCAAUCCGCCAGGUCUCAUGAAUACUACCACCAUGGCAAGCCAGACCGGCAACUUAUCUGGUGCAGUCACAUCAUCAGCUGUGGCGAAGAUUUCCGAAUCCUCGUCCGCCGAGCACCAGUCACAGGAGGAUGCUAGCAAGUCGAAGACAGAAGAGGCUGGGGCUGAGACGAAGGUGGACGUUGAGGCCACCGAAGCAUCUGCUAAGCUGCAAACUGUCCCAGCGACUGCCUUCGAGCACCCAGCUGUAUCGUCAGCAGAGCUUCAGUCAACGAACGCGGUUCCAUUUUAUUGGCCAGAAGCGGGGCGCGGAGACGUCGUGCUGAAUGAAGCAGACUACAAAAAGAUGAUGGACGGGGUACUUGACCAUUUCUACGACACAGAAGAAAUUGUGGCCAGUACAAAGUCUUAUGUCGACCAAGUCGCCUUACUCGCAGAUCAAUUGACCUGGGGCAAACGGGUAACGGGUACCCAUAGUCCACAGGAUAAUUCCAAGCAGCCUGUCGCAAUAAACAAUCUUCUCGAUAGCGGACUGAUUCGCAAACGGAAGAAGCCAGAGGGCGAUGACGGAAAGAAGGAUGCGAACGAGGCAAUCAUAGCACAAGCAAGUGGUUCAGGCAGCUCCGAAUCGACUGCGUCGCAGCCAGCUGCUGUAAAUGUGCUCGGCGCAGGCUUGGUUCGGAAAAAGAAGAAGACCUAA
Penicillium cataractarum is the source of this 1656-nucleotide messenger RNA. RefSeq names its product H3 histone acetyltransferase RTT109. The transcript has a single exon. Gene Ontology annotation, molecular function: histone H3K56 acetyltransferase activity. The record is from RefSeq and is a predicted model, not a curated record. Gene Ontology annotation, biological process: DNA damage response. Lineage: Eukaryota; Fungi; Ascomycota; Eurotiomycetes; Eurotiales; Aspergillaceae. Bases 1 to 1656 code for a protein of 551 amino acids. Gene Ontology annotation, cellular component: nucleus.